UAUUAUUUUUCCUUUAUUUUAUUUGGAGGUAUACAUUGCUAGUAUGACAGGGCAUUAACGUUCCAUACGACGAUUAUUCUAGGCGAGUAAAUGGGACAGAAAAAUCAUUUUCUGAAGCGCCUUGGCGAUUGGAUGCCAUCCCUGAACCUCUACGAGCUGUGACACGACAUCAAAACCAGAUGUAUCCUAAACUGGAAUCCAGUACCAGUCAUAGCCACGGCCACAGCCACAGUCAUGCACCUUCACUUGGAUCAUUGGGAUCCCUAUCUUUUAGCGCUGCCCGACCCAACGGAUCUUUAGGCAGCCUCUCAGAAGGAUCAUUGAUAGGACAUGCAAGCGGACGUCCAACAAGCAACGCUGCACCGACACCAACCGCUCUCUCUCCGUCCGCAAUGUCACCAAUGUCGCCGUUUACGUCUUCGAAUGGCAUUGGGCCCUCAUUAUCAUCAUUUGCUCUCAUCCAGAACCAGCAAUUGCGUGAUCGCAACUUGUUGUUGCGAGCACGACAUCACAAGAAAAGUCUUUAUCAGAUUCAGAUUGAAGAGCAGGCGCUGCGGCGCUUACGUGCCAUGAACAUGGAUCGUAUACGGGCCAAGGUUAUCGAAGGCACUGGUGAAUGGUUCACUUGUGAGAUCUUGGAGAGAAUGGUAUAGACGUAUAUUAUUUAUGUUUUGCUCCGAAUGGAGAACGGAUUAAUAUUAGAAGGAUAGACAAUAAAACCCAGUGUCGAAAAUGAGAAAGAAAAUGGGGAUUGUGG
This is a messenger RNA of Lobosporangium transversale, 757 nucleotides long. RefSeq lists its product as hypothetical. NCBI's taxonomy places the organism in Eukaryota, Fungi, Mortierellomycota, Mortierellomycetes, Mortierellales, Mortierellaceae. The record is from RefSeq and is a predicted model, not a curated record. The transcript has a single exon. The coding region runs from base 180 to 653 and encodes 157 amino acids.